Messenger RNA from Ostertagia ostertagi, 183 nucleotides. The record is from the annotation of a GenBank genome assembly. NCBI's taxonomy places the organism in Eukaryota, Metazoa, Nematoda, Chromadorea, Rhabditida, Trichostrongylidae.
AUGGUUGGCUUCAAGACUGAUUAUAUGGUGCGGUCUUUUGAUGAAUCUAUCGUGACGAGUUAUCCAAAACCCGAAGCUGUCGUUCAUUGGACCCAUGCCGCCACAUGUGAAUGGUUAAGAAAAAUUGAUCUAGCCGAGUUCACACCAAAUUUGUUGUGUGCUGGCACACCAGGUGCUCUCAUG